ACACAUCCGAUCAACCAAAUGUCAUCGAGGAAAAUAAUAAAACAAAUAAAUAAAAUAAUAAUAAUUUUGAAAAAUGAAAAAUAAUUGGGUUGCUCUCGCUCUUUAACUAGGGUUUCACUUCCAAUUAAGCUUACAAUUCAUUUUCUCUUUCAUUUUCUGUCGAUACGCAAGCUCGGUUACACCUGAAUUUUUUCCUUCUAAUUUACAGAUAAUAGGCUUGUAAAUAGAAGAUAAGCAUUUCACUAACAUUUUACGGGAGUUAAUCAAGACGGUAAAAGGGUUAUGCCCAGUAUGGAAAAUGAUAGUUCUAAUGUCCCACGAGCCGAAGAAAUCAAAGACCAAGCUAAUGAAGCGUUUAAAGCCCACAAAUAUGGCCAGGCUAUUGAAUUGUACACACAGGCGAUAGAGCUAAAUAGUAAGAAUGCAGUAUACUGGGCAAAUCGUGCAUUUGCUCACACCAAAUUGGAAGAGUAUGGUAGUGCCAUACAGGAUGCUACAAAGGCAAUUGAAGUUGAUCCUAAAUAUUCAAAGGGUUAUUACAGACGAGGUGCUGCUUAUCUUGCAAUGGGGAAGUUUAAGGAAGCCCUAAAGGAUUUUCAACAGGUAAAAAAGAUUUGUCCCAAUGAUCCUGAUGCUACCAAGAAAUUAAAGGAAUGUGAGAAAGCAGUAAUGAAAUUAAAAUUUGAAGAAGCAAUUUCUGUAACUGAAUCUGAGAGGCAUUCUGUAGCUGACUCUAUUGACUACCACACGAUAGGGAAGAGUCCCAAUUCACCAUCCAUGCGCACCCAAGUGGCCUUAGCGGCAGUUGCAGUAGCAUUUGUGGCAGCACUAGUGGUGAUUGUGGGGGCAGCAGCCGCCACAAAGGUGGCAGCAAUAGUGGGGGUGGCUCUAGGGACAUGGUGGUGGGGUGGAUCUGCUGAGGUGGAGCCACAAUAUUCAGGUGCAAAAAUAGAUGGAGAUGUUGUUACUUUGGAUUUUGUUAAGAAAAUGAUGGAUGACUUCAAGAAUCAAAAGUGUUUGCAUAAAAGGUAUGCCUUCCAGAUUGUCUUACAAACGAGAGAAAUGUUGCAGGCUCAGCCCUCUCUUGUUGAUAUUAAUGUUCCUGAUGGCAGUCAUUUCACUGUAUGUGGUGAUGUUCAUGGUCAGUUCUACGAUUUGAUAAAUAUUUUUGAGCUUAAUGGUCUCCCUUCAGAAGAGAAUCCAUAUCUCUUUAAUGGUGACUUUGUGGAUAGAGGAUCUUUCUCCGUGGAGGUCAUCCUCACACUGUUUGCAUUUAAGUGCAUGUGUCCAUCAGCUAUUUAUCUUGCUAGAGGGAAUCAUGAGAGUAAGAACAUGAACAAGAUAUAUGGCUUUGAGGGUGAAGUCAGGUCCAAGUUGAGUGAGACAUUUGUGGAACUCUUCGCAGAAGUAUUCUGUUGUUUGCCUUUGGCUCAUGUAAUAAAUCAAAAGGUUUUUGUCGUACACGGAGGUCUUUUUAGUGUUGAUGGGGUGAAACUUUCUGACAUCAGAGCAAUAGAUCGGUUUUGUGAGCCUCCUGAGGAAGGGUUGAUGUGCGAAUUGCUUUGGAGUGAUCCACAACCUUUCCCGGGACGAGGUCCUAGCAAGAGAGGAGUAGGUCUUUCAUUUGGUGCAGAUGUGACGAGAAAAUUUUUACAGGAUAACAAUCUAGAUUUAGUUGUGCGAUCGCAUGAAGUAAAAGAUGAAGGUUAUGAGAUUGAGCAUGAUGGUAAACUUAUUACUGUUUUCUCUGCCCCAAAUUAUUGUGAUCAGAUGGGUAACAAGGGUGCAUUUAUUCGCUUCGAAGCCCCCGAUUUGAAGCCAAAUGUUGUUACGUUCUCAGCAGUGCCUCACCCUGAUGUCAAACCGAUGGCAUACGCAAACCAUUUCCUCCGAAUGUUCCAAUAAAACCAUCCUGUAUGAUCUUCUGCUUUGCAAUGUCUCCACUGCUCGAUGGUAAUUUGUUCCAGGAGGCAGCUCGAGCAGUUGUAAAUGUUGACAAAUGCAGUUUAAUUUAUGUUUUUAUUUUUAUUUUUACCUACAAUGUUGGUCUCCGCGAUUUAUUUUAAGAAUUUCAGGCGUGGGGUUCAUUAUGAAAAUUUUACGCACUUUAAUCCAAAAGCCAGUUCAAGGUGGGGAAAAAGAAGAGAAAAAAAAACUGGCUAGUCUGAUAGCAUUGUAAAAUGGGUGACUUCUAUUCCAUGUCUUUGUAUUUAUAACAUUUGUCCUCCUUUUUACAUUCAAUAAAAUUGUUAUGUUUCUUAUUCGUAGGUG
Messenger RNA from Durio zibethinus, 2271 nucleotides. Its product is annotated as serine/threonine-protein phosphatase 5-like. The record is from RefSeq and is a predicted model, not a curated record. NCBI's taxonomy places the organism in Eukaryota, Viridiplantae, Streptophyta, Magnoliopsida, Malvales, Malvaceae. Gene Ontology annotation, molecular function: hydrolase activity; protein binding.